This is a messenger RNA of Columba livia (rock pigeon), 3933 nucleotides long. RefSeq names its product DExH-box helicase 9 (gene DHX9). The coding region runs from base 92 to 3781 and encodes 1229 amino acids. Gene Ontology annotation, cellular component: nucleolus; cytoplasm; ribonucleoprotein complex. Gene Ontology annotation, molecular function: 3'-5' DNA/RNA helicase activity; RNA helicase activity; double-stranded RNA binding. Gene Ontology annotation, biological process: positive regulation of transcription by RNA polymerase II; regulation of mRNA processing. The transcript is spliced from 27 exons. The record is from RefSeq and is a predicted model, not a curated record. Lineage: Eukaryota; Metazoa; Chordata; Aves; Columbiformes; Columbidae.
CGCCGUACCUGCGCAUGCGCGGCCGGAGCCGUGAGGUGGGGGGCCGAGCGGGCGGUGCUGCUGGGCCUGUCCCGCCGCUCCGGCCGAGGCCAUGGGGGACGUGAAGAAUUACCUGUACGCCUGGUGCGGGAGGAGGAGGCUCACCCCGGCGUACGAGAUACGAGCAGGCGGAGGCCGGAACCGCCAGACCUUCCUCUGCGAGCUUCGAGUGGAAGGCUUUAACUACAUUGGCAUGGGCAGCUCCACAAACAAGAAAGAUGCGCAAAGCAACGCUGCUCGGGACUUUGUCAAUUACUUAGUUCGGGUGAAUGAAAUGAAGAAAGAUGAAGUUCCUGCUUUUGGACCAGCAGCUGGCGAUACCCCUGAUGGACAUGAAACAGCUAAAGACAUUACUGGUUCCACUUCUACCUUGGGUGGACCUCUUCCUCCGCAUUUGAUUAUAGAGGCUGAAACAGGCAAUGGUGCAGGUGCAGCGCCUGGAAGUUGUGGCAAUCGUGGUGCCGAGUGGGAUCGGGGUGCAAAUUUGAAAGAUUACUAUUCCAAGAGAGAGGAGCAAGAAGUGCAGGCAACCUCAGAGUCAGAAAUGGACUUAAACACUGAUCUUCAUGGGGGUUGGACCCUGGAAAAUGCCAAGGCACGUCUGAACCAGUUUUUCCAAAAGGAGAAGAUUCAGGAAGAAUAUAAAUACACAGAAAUGGGGCCUGAUCACAACAGGAGCUUUAUUGCAGAAAUGAACAUUUAUGUGAAGCAGCUGGGCAGAAGGAUUUUCAGCCGCGAGCACGGAUCCAACAAAAAGCUGGCAGCACAGUCCUGUGCCUGUUCCUUGGUUAGGCAGCUCUACCAUCUCGGCGUCAUAGAACCUUAUUCUGGACAGACGAAGAAAAAGGGAGAAUCGAUGGAACCCUAUGAGGUGUCGCUGUCUUCCGACUUAGAAAACCAGCUGCAAACCACUGUACGGGAACUGUCUCUGGAGACUGUGCCUUUGCCUGAAGAUCCCAGUAAGCCAGUUCUGAUUAACAUUGGAAAGUUGGCCCAUUUUGAACCGUCGCAGAGACAAAAUCACAUGGGAGUUGUUCCGUGGUCACCACCUCAUUCCAACUGGAACCCUUGGACCAGCUGUAAUAUUGAUGAGGGUCCUCUGGCAAAUCUCACUCCAGAGCAAAUAAGCAUGGAUUUGAAAAACGAUUUCAUGUACCGUUUGGAGCAGGAUCAAGAAUUACAAAGGAUCCAACAAGAGAGAGAGGCCUUACCCGUGAAGGAUUUUGAAAGCGAAAUUCUGGAUGCGAUCCAUCACAACUCUGUCAUUGUAAUCCGCGGUGCCACCGGUUGCGGCAAAACCACGCAGGUGCCACAGUACAUCCUGGAUGAAUUCAUCAGGACCGACAGAGCUGCGGAGUGCAACAUCGUGGUGACGCAGCCUCGGAGGAUCAGCGCAGUUUCUGUAGCAGAGCGUGUGGCAUAUGAGAGAGGAGAACAACCUGGGCAAAGCUGCGGGUACAGCGUGCGGUUUGAAUCUGUGCUUCCUCGGCCCCAUGCCAGUGUGAUGUUCUGCACUGUAGGUGUUUUCCUGAGAAAGGUGGAGGCUGGGAUCCGCGGCAUUAGUCACGUCAUUGUUGACGAGGUCCACGAGAGGGACAUUAACACUGACUUUCUCUUGGUGGUGCUGAGAGAUGUGGUUCAGACAUAUCCAGAAAUCAGGGUUAUCAUCAUGUCUGCCACCAUCGAUACGAGUAUGUUUUGUGAAUACUUCUUCAACUGUCCGAUUGUCGAGGUCUUCGGUAGAACCUACCCCGUCCAAGAUUAUUUCCUGGAAGAUUGCAUUCAAAUGACUCAGUUCGUUCCGCCACCAAAGGAAAAGAAGAAGAAAGAGAAGGACGAAGAAAGUGGUGAAGAUGAUGAUGCCAAUUGCAACCUGAUUUGCAGCGAUGAAUAUGGUCCAGAAACAAAGCACUCCAUGGCUCAGCUGAAUGAGAAAGAAACUUCAUUUGAACUCAUUGAGGCGCUGCUAAUUUAUAUCAAGACCCUGAACGUCCCAGGAGCUGUACUUGUUUUCUUGCCUGGCUGGAACUUGAUAUACACAUUGCAGAAGCAUCUAGAAAUGAACCCACGCUUUGGAGGCCGCCAGUAUAGAAUUUUACCUCUGCAUUCGCAAAUUCCUCUGGAAGAGCAGCGUCGGGUGUUCGAUCCCGUGCCUCCUGGAGUAACCAAAGUCAUUUUAUCUACCAGCAUUGCGGAGACCAGCAUUACCAUCAAUGAUGUCGUCUAUGUUAUAGACUCCUGCAAACAAAAAGUGAAGCUGUUCACUGCCCAUAAUAACAUGACAAACUAUGCCACAGUCUGGGCAUCGAAAACUAAUUUGGAGCAGCGGAAAGGAAGAGCCGGACGUGUGCGUGCUGGGUUUUGUUUCCAUUUGUGCAGCAGAGCUCGCUUUGAAAGACUUCAGACUCAUAUGACACCUGAAAUGUUUCGAACGCCGCUCCAUGAAAUUGCUUUGAGCAUCAAAUUGCUGCGGCUGGGAGGAAUUGGUCAAUUUUUGGCCAAAGCAAUAGAACCGCCACCUUUGGAUGCAGUGAUUGAAGCAGAACGCACACUAAGAGAGCUCGAUGCCCUGGAUUCCAAUGAAGAGUUGACCCCUCUUGGAAGGAUACUGGCCAAGCUUCCCAUUGAACCUCGUCUGGGCAAGAUGAUGAUAAUGGGCUGUAUUUUUUAUGUGGGAGAUGCUGUUUGUACCAUCUCUGCGGCCACCUGUUUCCCUGAACCUUUCAUCAGCGAAGGCAAACGCCUAGGUUACAUCCACAGGAAUUUUGCUGGGAGCAGGUUUUCGGAUCACGUUGCUUUGCUCUCCGUCUUCCAAGCCUGGGAUGAUGCAAGAAUGGGUGGCGAAGAAGCGGAAAAAAGGUUUUGUGAACACAAAAGACUCAGCAUGGCUACUCUCAGAAUGACUUGGGAAGCAAAAGUCCAGCUGAAAGAUAUACUUAUGAAUUCUGGCUUCCCUGAAGAAUGUUUGAUGACUCAACCGUUUAACAACACCGGCCCAGAUAAUAAUCUGGAUGUCGUAAUCUCCCUGCUGGCUUUCGGGGUCUACCCCAAUGUCUGCUACCACAAGGAGAAGAGGAAAAUUCUUACCACGGAGGGGCACAACGCCCUCAUCCACAAGUCAUCUGUCAACUGCCCGUUCAGCAGCCAGGACAUCAAGUAUCCGUCGCCUUUUUUCGUUUUUGGGGAAAAGAUUCGAACACGAGCCAUCUCUGCCAAAGCAAUGACCUUGGUGAGCCCGCUGCAGCUGCUCCUCUUCGCCUCCAAGAAAGUCCUGUCGGAUGGGGAGCUCGUGCUGGUGGAUGACUGGAUCAAGCUGAAGAUGCCACACAACGCAGCUGCCUGCAUCACUGCCCUGCGUGCGGCCAUGGAGGCUCUCGUCGUGGAGGUGACCAAAGACCCCAAGAUCGUUCGGCAGCUGGACCCAGCAAAGGAGCGAAUGCUGGACAUGAUCCGUCAGCUCUCCAGGCCAUCGGCCGCCGGCGUCCGCCUGAUGGCUGCCAACGCCAGGUUCGGUGAUGGCCCUCGCCCCCCCAAAAUGCCUCGCUACGACAAUGGGGGCUGGGGGGGUUACCCGCGGGGCUCUGGCUACCGAGGCGGAGGCUAUGGCGGCUACGGCUGGCGCUCGGGAGGCAGAGGAUACCAAGGUAGCCCGGGGGGUGGCUAUUAUCGAGGAAGAGGCUACCGAGGAGCAGGCGGUGGCUACGGAGGAGGCUGGGGGGAUUUGGGCAGGGGGAGGUGGUAGUUACAGGUCAAGUUUCUCUCCCACCAUGCUGUUUCCAGCCUGUUUGCUGUUUCAGUUCCUUAGUACAGGUACGGCUCUGUAAUAUAUCGUGCCUGUAAAGAGUUUACUGCGAGGUGUAUGAUUUCCUUCGUAAUAAAGAGUUUGUUUUUAAA